AUGUCUAGCCCGACUACUGCUCUUCAUGAAACACCAAACAUCUACGCCGCAGGUUCGCUGGCAGAAAUCCAGGCGUCUCUUGCUGAGCUAGGUCGACAGGAAAGUUCUGUGACUGCUCGCCUCGAUGCCUUGCUUGCCUCACAAAAGGAUCUGUCUCGUGAACUUGGAAGACUCGAUCUCUUGCGUGCUCGACUGGGUUCUCAGGUGAUCAAUACGCGCGCAAUUAGCAAUGGCAUGCUGUCUGAUGCUGCUUCCACCGCAAACCGCAUCUCUAGUGCGGUCAAGCAGCUGGACCUUGAACAGUCCAACGUAAAGGCUACCUUGGAAGUAGUCGAGCAAGUAGUCGAGCUCAAAGCGUGUGUUCUCGGUGUCAAUGGCUCCAUGGGCGCUCCACAGGAUUGGGAGACUGCGGCUGGCUACCUCAGUCGAGCUUCAAAGAUUCCAGCUGAUGUAAUAGAUGGCACCUUUGCCGAAGAAAACGUGCCUACUGCCGAAGUACCUGACCCUCCAAGGGUGACUUUGGACUCCGCUGCAGAGUCACUUUGUGGACUCUUCCUGCGGGAGUUCGAGAAGGCUGCAAAGGAUGGUGACGGCAGCAAGGUCACUCGCUUCUUCAAGCUGUUCCCGCUCAUAGGACGAUCCGACGUAGGACUAGAUGCUUAUGGUAGGUAUGUGUGCCAUGGUGUAGCUUCAAGAGCUCGGACGACAUUGAAUUCUGGGAAUGCGAAGAAAGAAGGCUUCUUCUACGGAAAUGCUUUGACCAAAUUAUUUGAACAUAUCGCUCAGAUAGUGGAUAGCCACGAACCCCUUGUUGAGCGGCACUAUGGCACUGGCAUGAUGGUCAAAGUCAUCGAGCGUUUGCAGAUCGAGGCUGAUGUCCAGGGUGGCAUCAUAUUGGACACUUGGCAUGAUGAGCGUGUUAUCGAUCGCAAGUUGACAGACAUUAAAUCCUACGCAUUCUCAUUCCUUGUUCAAAGCUUUCUACCAAAUUCGAAACCCACUACUGGCACUCCUCGCUCUUCAUCGCCUGCUGUGAACGGCUCGACGGCAUCGCAAGCCACUGAAGACGAAGGCGUCGACAUGAAAGAGAUAGACGGCCUUCUUGGUGAAACUGCGCUCAUGUUGGGACGAUGGUCUCUUUACUCGCGAUUCAUUGCCAGUAAAUGCACUCCUCAGGAUGAUAAUCUCGACCGGCCUUCAUUGGUCAUGCCUCAGGUGCUGCUUGGAAGUAAUUUACACGACAAGGUCAACAAAUACGUCCUCGAGCCAUUCAACCUCAUGACGACCUUCUUCUUCCGGCGAUCCGUCGAGAAAGCGUUUCAACUUGAUGAAUCUCCAUCUGACCUCACUCUAAAUCCUAACAAGCCCCUGGCAGCCAACCCUCCCUUCAUUACUUCUGCUGUCGACGAUGUCAUGUACAUCGUCAAUCAAGUCCUUCAACGGUCACUCGCGACAUCUCAACGUACCGUCGUUGCCAGUGUUAUUCCUGACAUCGGUCGAGUCCUCGGUGCUGAAUUCGUUGGCAUGGUACAGCGCAAGAUGCGGGACGAGAGUUACCCCAAAGCCGCAAUCCAGGGCGCACUUCCUCCCGAAGACAAGAUCAUCUCUUUCUUGGUCCUCAUCAACAAUCUCGAUGUCUCCAACGACUACAUCAAGCGUAUUGUUGAAUCGCAUCUUCCGGAUCCCGAUGAGAACAGCGACGAGGGCCACCCACUUGAGAACAUAUUUCCCUUUGGUCACGACGCCGUUUUCGUGGGGAAUAUCCUUCGCUCCAUGCGACAGAGCUUCGAAUCCAAAUCUGGGGAAUUGAUUCACGAUAGCAUCUCCGUCAUGUUUCACCAGGUCAUGAAGCCACGAAUACGUACUAUACUGACCGAAGCUUUUCGCGAUAUCGACUACAACAUGACUACAGAGGAAAUUGAAGCAGAAGAAGGAUCUGACGAUCAUGAAAGCUUGGUCAAGUCCCGCUUUGACCGCGGCUGGAACAGUCUGACAAGACCUAUCAAGCGGAUAUUGACAGAAAGAAACUUUGACCGCCUACUCACUGCUGCGAUGCCUGCGCUCAACAAGUCACUCGAGAGCCGGAUCAAGAGCUUUUACGGACGAGUGAAUGAACUUGGAGCUGUGCGGAUGGAGAGAGACAUUGCCAACAUUGUAUCAGUAGCUGUGACUGGCAAUCGCUAUGGCCUACGCGACGCCUUUGCACGUUCAAUCCAGAUGACACUCAUCAUGAACAUGGAAGACGAUGAGUGGGAGGAGGUUGCUGAGGAAGACGGGGGAAAGGAAAAAGAGAUGGGAAUCACCUGGGUCCUAGACAAGAGUGAACGGCUGAGAGCGAGAGCUAUAGUCAAGGACAACGCUUGA
This is a messenger RNA of Pseudovirgaria hyperparasitica, 2364 nucleotides long. RefSeq names its product golgi transport complex subunit Cog4. The transcript is spliced from 2 exons. The coding region runs from base 1 to 2364 and encodes 787 amino acids. The record is from RefSeq and is a predicted model, not a curated record. NCBI's taxonomy places the organism in Eukaryota, Fungi, Ascomycota, Dothideomycetes, Acrospermales, Acrospermaceae.